AUGGCCGAACAAAAGUCGACACCCACGAACCCCAUGCGCGAGCUGCGGAUAGACAAGCUCGUCAUCAACAUUUCCGUUGGCGAAUCUGGUGAUCGUUUGACCAGAGCAUCAAAAGUGCUCGAACAGCUUACUGGCCAGACACCGGUGACUUCAAAGGCCCGCUACACUGUUCGUACAUUCGGUAUCCGUCGUAACGAGAAGAUCGCCGUACACGUCACCAUCCGGGGGCCAAAAGCAGAGGAAAUCCUUGAGCGUGGUCUCAAGGUCAAGGAAUACGAAUUGAGGAGGAAGAACUUCUCAGAGACUGGAAACUUCGGCUUUGGUAUCCAGGAGCACAUCGAUCUCGGUGCACGAUACGACCCCACGAUUGGUAUCUUCGGUAUGGAUUUCUACGUGGUUAUGGGACGACCUGGUGCGCGUGUAGCGAGGAGAAAGCAGAAGAAGGCGACCGUUGGCUUCAGCCACCGAGUCAAGAAGGAGGACACGAUGAGCUGGUUCAAGCAACGGUUCGAUGGUAUCAUCUUGAAAUAA
Messenger RNA from Pleurotus ostreatus (oyster mushroom), 531 nucleotides. RefSeq names its product 60S ribosomal protein L11 (gene RPL11). The transcript has 4 exons. The coding region runs from base 1 to 531 and encodes 176 amino acids. Gene Ontology annotation, molecular function: RNA binding; structural constituent of ribosome. Gene Ontology annotation, cellular component: cytosolic large ribosomal subunit; ribosome. The record is from RefSeq and is a predicted model, not a curated record. Gene Ontology annotation, biological process: translation. NCBI's taxonomy places the organism in Eukaryota, Fungi, Basidiomycota, Agaricomycetes, Agaricales, Pleurotaceae.